AGGGAAAGGCGCACUUUCCACAAGCCGAAAGAUGCUAACGGUGUGGUUAUAGAGGAUAAUGAAGAAAAACCAAAACGUCGGCCCCAUCGCUUUCGCAUCUAAACUCUGGACACUGAUUUCGGACCGAAUCCGCGCCGGCAAGUGGUUGGAUCUUUAUAUAGCUAGCCACUGUUUGGUCACUUUAUUCGUGGAAUAAAAUGCAUUUCAUCUUUGCUUUUUGCUGACAUAAAUCGGUGAGACCUUCAGUGCUGAACUGGGGCCUGACAAUAGGUUCGUUCGAUCGAUUUUGGUUAUCAAUCUGCGGGCCUUUGUUGGAGAUUCGCGACCUUUUCGGGCCUAAACAUAAUCGAUUGUGCCUGAUUUGUCUAAUGAGGGUUCGAGCUUAGUUCAAGUUCAAUGCAAAGCAAACAAGUUUGCCAAUUGCUCGUUAGUUGGUUUUUACUGAAGGACAGUCUAUAGUUUUGCCCAUAUAAAGCCGUGGUCGUAACUCCGAAUCAGCAUCAGUCACUUCGUCGACUUCAAAGCACCAAAAACUACCAAUCCCAACAUGUUCCGCUUCAUUGCCAUCUGUGCCCUGGCCACCAUUGCCGCCGCUGCUCCGGGAUUCGUUGAGGAGCAUCAUGUGGCCGUGGCUACCCCAGUUGUGGCCAAGGUUGGCGCUGUGGUUCACUCAGCUCCCGUGGCCACUUCCCACCAGAGCUUCACUCAGUUCCAUAACCAGGCUGUGCUCACUCCCGUGGUGAAGCAUGUGGUUCCUGCCGUUCCCGUGAUCAAGACUGUGGCUCCAGUGGUUCCUGUGGUCAAGCAUGUGGCUCCAGUGUUUCCUGUGAUCAAGACUGUGGCUCCCGUUGUUCCUGUGGUCAAGCAUGUGACUCCCGUUGUCCACCAUGUGGCUGCCGCCCCCAUUGUGCCCGUUGUCAAGCAUGUGGCUCCCGUUGUGCACCACCAGACCUAUGUGGCUCCCGCUGUCCACCAUGUGGCCGCUGUGCCCGUGGUGAAGACCCUGCCCCAUGCCGUCUCCCACCAGAGCCACACCCAGAUUCACCAGAAGGCCUUCAUUGCCACCCCAGUGGUCAAGACCAUUGCCACUCCAGUGGUGCCUCUGGUCAAGACCGUCGCUGUGGCUGCUCCCCUCGCCCAUGUCUACCACCACUAAGGAACUUGUUGUUUUCCCUCCAACGGAUUGUUAUAUGGUUGCUUCUGUGAAUAAACUCAAUUGUUGACAUUAGAAA
Drosophila serrata is the source of this 1232-nucleotide messenger RNA. RefSeq lists its product as uncharacterized. Lineage: Eukaryota; Metazoa; Arthropoda; Insecta; Diptera; Drosophilidae. The record is from RefSeq and is a predicted model, not a curated record.